UCUGAAUAAAAAUUUAUUUAAUUUGCAGAGUUUAGAGUAAACUAGAUCUGGCAGAAUGACGGAGAUGUGCGAAAGCUUGACUCUGUCACGGGAUAUAAAACGCGCAUGCGAACUUCUGGAGAAAUUGCAAAAAAGUAAAUACUGCGGAGAGGUUCCCGCAACAAAGCUUGCUGCUCUGCAAAAGGUUCUACAGAGUGAGUUUCUCAAUGCAGUCAGGGAGGUUUAUGAACACAUCUAUGAAACUGUGGAUGUUGAAGGUUCACCUGAUAUAAGAGCUAGUGCUACUGCCAAGGCGACAGUUGCUGCCUUUGCAGCUAGUGAGGGUCACGCCCAUCCCAGGGUUGUGGAACUCCCUAAGACUGAGGAAGGACUUGGGUUCAAUGUUAUGGGAGGAAAGGAGCAGAACUCUCCGAUAUACAUUUCCAGGAUUAUCCCAGGAGGAAUAGCAGAUAGGCAUGGAGGGUUGAAGCGAGGAGAUCAACUGCUGAGUGUCAAUGGAGUGAGUGUAGAAGGAGAACCUCAUGAGAAGGCUGUAGAACUUCUCAAAGCUGCUAAAUCCAGUGUUAAACUGGUAGUCAGGUAUACACCUAAGGUCCUGGAGGAGAUGGAAAUGAGGUUUGAUAAACAGAGACAGGCCAGGAGGAGACAGCUAUACUCAUAGACAGGAGCAGGGCGUUCUACUAGAUCAGGGGGUUAAUUACUCCUGGAUCAGGGGUUCAUCUACCCCUGGAUCAGGGGGUUAAUUACUCCCAGAUCAGGAGGUUCAUAUACUCCUGGAUCAGGGGGUUCAUCUACUCCUGGAUCAGGGGGUUCAUCUACUCCUAGAUCAGGAGGUUCAUCGACUCUUGGAUCAGGGGGUUCCUCUACUCCUAGAUCAGGAGGUUCAUCUACUCCUGGAUCAGGGGGUUAAUUACUCCCAGAUCAGGAGGUUCAUCUACUCCUGGAUCAGGGGGUUCAUCUACUCCUGGAUCAGGGGGUUCAUCUACUCCUAGUCUAGGUUAAAACCUAGUAAUACUGUUUAACAAUUGUUUAACUGUGCAGCUUUGUCAUGAUCUUUGUACUGAAGCUGUCUAAUUUGCCUGUUUUCUACAAAUGCAGGGAUAUAUAUUUUCUUGAAACCCUAUUUAACUGUUUUUUAUUUCUUCAAUGAGUAAGGAAGUUUUAACGCGGAAUUACAUUUGAACGGUUUUAGUUUUUUUUUCAAAUCAAUUAAUUAAUUUUAGAGAUUGGAAAAUUUUUGAGUUUGAGUCUAUAUUAUCAAUAUAUUCUAAGAAUAUCAAAAAGAGAGAAAUCGCUUGCCAAGUGAAGUUCCUCGUUUCUUUUCUGUGUAAAUCCCCCCCCCCCUUCCCUCACAUUCUUGAAAAUAUAUAUAUCUACUAAUACAUAAAACCCCCAGUUGCUAGCUUAAUUAUAUGUAUUUAUGUUGCUUAAAUGAUACCCUAGUAUCAGACUAUCAGUGUAUGUUUAGUUGUUACUGUUCGUGCAAUAUUUUCAAAAUUCAAAUCUUAAAUAUGAAUUCGAGGAAUUGUACAAUUAAACAAUCUUGUCAAUUUCCUCACCAACAUUAAACAACUCGGAAAGUUGAAAAUUUAGCAUCUGUUUUGUGAUAGUAUUCAUUUAAGUGUUCCUGAAAUUUACAAUCUCAUUAGAAAACUCAUAGAACUAAAAGUAUUACAAAUAAUAUAGUAAAGUCUAUUUAAGCUUUUAGAUGUUAAGGAAAAGUAUUAAUUUAAUAUGUAUAAAAUCCUAAGAACUGUUUUUAUGUUCUUCUUGUGCUUUUUCCUCUUAGUCUUCCCGGGGUUACUUAGAUUUUUCCAGUUUCUUUGGUUUCCAGGCUUCUUAGGCUUGUUUUAUAUUCGUUUCUUUCAAUCCUGUUUUUCUGGUUUACAUAUUCCCCUAGAUCCUGUUACCAGGUUUCUCUUGUUUAUCUGAUUUCUGGUUUACAUAUUCUCUUAGUUCUGUUUACCAAGGUUUCUCUUGUUUAUCUGAUUUCUGGUUUACAUAUUCUCCUAGUUCUCUUUACCAAGGUUUAUCUUGUUUAUCUGAUUUCUGGUUUACAUAUUCUUGUAGUUCCUUUUACCAAGGUUUCUCUUGUUUAUCUGAUUUCUGGUUUACAUAUUCUCCUAGUUCCUUUUACCAAGGUUUCUCUUGUUCUUUACUUAAGAUUAAUACUGGUUGUAUCUCUAGUUAAUCCAGUGCUCGUAUUAAACCCCGGAUAUAUCCAGAGUCGGAAACUUUUAAAUGAAUUUGCAAAUCCGUUUAUUUAAAGGUGUUAGCUGUAGAUUCUUUUUUUCUCAAUAUAAUAAGAUCUUAUUCCAGA
This is a messenger RNA of Eurytemora carolleeae, 2320 nucleotides long. It is a transcript of the gene veli, whose product is annotated as protein lin-7 homolog C. Gene Ontology annotation, molecular function: protein binding. Gene Ontology annotation, biological process: neurotransmitter secretion; maintenance of epithelial cell apical/basal polarity; protein localization to basolateral plasma membrane. The record is from RefSeq and is a predicted model, not a curated record. Gene Ontology annotation, cellular component: cell-cell junction; basolateral plasma membrane; synapse. The transcript has 7 exons. Bases 56 to 661 code for a protein of 201 amino acids. Lineage: Eukaryota; Metazoa; Arthropoda; Copepoda; Calanoida; Temoridae.